GGUAUUGAUAAACACUAGUGAAUAGACAAACAUGGUUUAUAUAUAUAUAUAAUAUUGUAUAUAUGAUAUACGAUAAAUAGCCGUUAAUCUCGGAUAUUUCAGAAAUAUUGUAUAGUACUGCAAGUGUUACACGUAAUUAGUCAUAUGACGAUAACGUAUGACACAUCCGUCUUCAUACCCUGGGAGUUAACGUAGAUUGCGAAUCGUUUUUGCGCACUUUGUCAAACAUAUCGCAAUGGCUACGAUAACUUGUUUAUCUGACGAAGUGAUCAGCAUCAUCCUGGGAAAUGUUAAUAUCAGCAUUGAGGACAUCAUAAAUUUUGCUUCCACAUGUAAGCAUUUUCGCAGCAUGAUCAAUGAUGACAACAUACUUUGGCAAAACAAGCUGUAUCAAAGAUGGCCUAAUUUGAAGAAUAUUUAUGAUAAACGAAAAUGUGUAGGACAUAUAAAUUUUAAAAAAGAAGUAGAAGCAAGUAUAAUACGUAGGAAAGAAUUAUGGUGUUAUGUGAAGCAAAUGUCUGAAUUGCAUUAUUAUAAAGAUGAUCUUUCCAAUAGUGAUAUGAAGGAUUUCAAUUCAUUAUUCCAUUUAGAUAAAAGAACACAUUUUAUGAAUCAUUAUUUCAUCACAGAUGAGAUAAUGAAUUUUGUUGAAUCAUCUUCAAGGGACAUUAAUUUGACACAUGAAUAUUACCUCAAGAAACUUGUUCCAUAUCUGCGACAAUGUCAUUUAAAAGUGAUAUGGCAAAAAUUUAUAAAUAGCUCUGAUAAACAACAGCUUUUAGAGCAAGCAGCUAUUUUUGUAUCUCAAUGGUAUCAACCCAAAAAAUCUCUAUUCUAUCCAUAUGUAACAGCAUCUUUGGAAAACAUUGCACAGCAGGUAUUGGAAUGUCUUAAAAGAAAACAUCCCAUGCAUUCAAUUUUCUCGACGCCCACUGAAUUGUUUUCUUCUUGGAAAUAUAAUAAUAUUGAUGAUAAUCAAUGGGAUAGCAUAGAGGGGAAACAGAUUAUAGAUACGCUUCGAGAAGUUUUAUUUGAUGAAAUAGGUUUUUCCGGAACACUAUUUGAAAAUCCAGAAAUCACUUCAAAAUAUAUCCUUAUAGAUCAUGUUUUAGAAAGAAAAAUUGGUAAUCCUAUAUCCCUGGCAAUAAUAUUUGAAGCUGUAGCAAGAAGACUUGGCAUACGGUGUGAUAUAAUCUCUUUCCCAGGUCAUUUCUUUUUAAGUUGGAAGUCAAAAUAUAAUACAACAAAUUCCGAAGAUAAAGAAUGCUUCUAUAUUGAUGUUCUACAUCGUGGAUCUAUUCUAAGCAGGAAUGAUUGUCCCAAAAUUCGCGGUGCUAAGAAGUGUCCUGUAGAAAAUUUCAAUACAUAUAGCAAGAUUAGUGCUAUAGAGGUAAUGUUGCGGAUGAUCAAUUAUUUGCAAAAAGUACAUCAUUAUACAGAAACGCGUUCAUUAUUAGAGCUUCAACAUUUGAUAGAACCAGAUAAUGUAGACACGAUUAUGCAAUUGGGACACUAUUAUAUGCAAUAUCAAAUGGAUUUAUCAGACCUCAUGAUUAAAUUGACAGAAAUACAGAUUAACUGUAAAAAUAUUAGAUGUGCAGAAAUAAGACGCGCGGAAAUGGUACUGGAUAAGUUCAGGAAACAUACAGAAAUAUUUGUGUCUUGUAAUAAAACAAAUCUUGUAAUUAAACAAAGAAAAGAGCAAAGAACAAAGAAAAUGAUGUUCAAGAUUGGAAUGAUUGUGACAUGUCAUAAUAAAGUCACAUCUCGCUCUUCGUCAGGUGUAAUUAUUGGGUGGGAUGAGGAAUAUAAUCCGCGUGUGGAAAUGGAAUGGAUGCAAUGCAGACCUUUAUAUAAUCGUCCUGUUCUUGGACCAAAUACUCUAUCACAACCAUUUUACAAAGUUCUUUGUGACGAAGAUAUAGCGUAUUACGCCAUUGAGGAUGCUCUGGAGAAAAAAUCUUUUCCAGCUCCGAUAAAACAUAAAGAGAUUGGUCGAUAUUUUUGUAAAUUUGAAAAGGAUUAUUAUGUACCAAAUGAGAUGUUGGCAAAACAUUAUCCAUGCGAUCUACGAUAAUUAAGGCUCGAUAAUCAAUCAUUUGUAUUUUUAACUUUUUUAUCAAAACACCUAUAGACCUUAUAAAAUGUGCUGUCUUUUUUUUUUGCUAAAUGAAUAA
This is a messenger RNA of Camponotus floridanus (Florida carpenter ant), 2177 nucleotides long. Its product is annotated as F-box only protein 21. The record is from RefSeq and is a predicted model, not a curated record. NCBI's taxonomy places the organism in Eukaryota, Metazoa, Arthropoda, Insecta, Hymenoptera, Formicidae. Bases 236 to 2077 code for a protein of 613 amino acids. The transcript has 9 exons. Gene Ontology annotation, molecular function: DNA binding; protein binding.